Molecule: messenger RNA, 1195 nt
Organism: Centropristis striata (black sea bass)
Lineage: Eukaryota; Metazoa; Chordata; Actinopteri; Perciformes; Serranidae
Gene: bida
Product: BH3 interacting domain death agonist
Exons: 4
Coding region: 214-804 (196 amino acids)
Biological process (GO): positive regulation of intrinsic apoptotic signaling pathway; positive regulation of release of cytochrome c from mitochondria; apoptotic mitochondrial changes
Cellular component (GO): mitochondrion; cytosol; cytoplasm
Source: RefSeq, a predicted model, not a curated record
CUCAUGAGGCAUUUAAGUCUCCACCCCCCAAACUCAGACACUUACAAACACAAUAGAGGAUCCAGUUGUUUUCGUGCUGCUGCUCAGAGUUGAGUAGACUUCUCAGCAGCGCGGUGGUCCUUGAUGGCGCAUCACUAAUUAUUUAUUUGUAAGAACUUGACGUUAAAAACGGACUUAUCCGGCAUAAGAAACUAAUACCUAAGGUGGUUAUCGAUGGAAGGCCUGGGGAAGAUGAACAGUGGGCAGGACACCGCCCUGGUCGUUUUGGCCUUUCUCCAAGCUGACUGUAGUAGUUCAGAGUACGAGACGGCGCUUCUCUCCCUGGGAAAGGACUUGAAUCUUACCCGGGACAUAAACUUCAAUGGUCCCAGGAAAGACGUCCUGGACGAUGGAGACCUCGAGUGUGAUGGUCACCUGCCCAGCAGCAUCACAGCUGCUAUAGCUGACCUGCAGCCUUCAGUGGAGCUGCAGUGGCCUAGGAACAAUGGUGAUGCAGCAGCACUUCAGCAGGUUGCAGAGGAGCUGAGAGAAAUUGCAGACCAGCUUGAACACAACAUGGUGGCUCAGGCUACACAAAACCUGAGCAGAAACAUAUCGACCUCACCCACUGAACAUUGGAAAGAGCACCUUACUCAGGAGGUGGAGAGGAUGAUCAGGCGGGGUGUGGGUCUGGAUCAUCUACCCCAGGAGCGAGUCAUCGUGGCCCUCACGCUCACCUUGGUGAAGGGAGUGUGCGUGCAGACUCCUCGGCUGCUGAGAAACCUCUUCAACACUGCGCUGCAGUACCUCAACCCUGCGAGGUGACUUUUGAGCUGCAGACCGAGAGGAAAUAACUAAGAAAUGUGUGAUGGAAGCCAGCUCAAUCUGAAACUGGCACCUGCUCCUCGUGAUCAGUCGACUGUGAAAGGAACAGUGAUACAGUAGCAAAAACACUUUUCAAACUAAAGAAGGUGCCAAUGAAUUGUUUGUUUACAGUCAUAUUUUGAAAAUGGGAAAUAUGAGUUGAGUUUGACACUUGAAUUUUUUCAUGACGUUAUCUGCUAAGUCUUACUGCCUCUGUUUAUUCUUGCUUAAAAUGUUUUUCAUUUUAUACAUGAAAUACAUGAUUAUUUUUGUAUACAAUUAUUUCCCUUUUGGCAUAUAUACAUGUAUGGCUAUUGUCUUGUGUAAUUUGAUUAAAUAUAUUUUCCUGGGA